GACUUCUUUACAGAGUUGAUGUGUGCAUUUUGUGUCCCUCUGCCACAGAUGUUGCCAGCAGCUGGAGCUGAAGAUGAAGGACAGGCUGGAGGAAUUGAGGAUCCGAGUUAAUGAAGAUGAGGACUCUUUGGAUACUGAUGAUACUCUCUCAUUUGAUAACCCGGUUUUCAAGGAGGAUGAGACCAAUCCCAUAAACAAGAUAUUCCAGGAAGUGUCGGAUCUCUCACUGGGCCUGAGUAAACUGGAGGAGUUAUCGGAGAGCAUCCACAAGAAGCAGCAGCAGGUGCUGUGCUGCACCACCGAGGAGAGCGUUUAUGAAGAAAAGAAAGAGCUAAGUAACAUUAAAGCCUCCUUCACUAGUCAGGCUAAAGUCAUCCAGCCUCAGCUCUAUGGGAUUCAAGACACACUGGCCCGAGACAGCAAACAGUGGCUGGCAGGAUACCGCAUCCACCAGAGCCAGCUCUCUGUCCUAAUCAGCCGGUACCGAGACAUCAUCACUCACCAUUAUGCCAAGGAGAUGGAGUACGUGGAGAAGCUGAAGGAGCAGAUCAUGAGGCAAACCGAGCUGGCGGGCUUGAGCCUAUGUGAAGAGGACAUUAAUCACCUAGUGGAAAGCCCUGUUGCUCCUCAGAUUGUGGGCCAGGACCUGGAAGUGCUCAAGGCCAAGCAGCACUUGGCCAUGGCCCAAGUACGCCACCGACAACUGUUGGAUCUAGAGGUCCAGAUCAGUGAGCUGCACUCGCUUUUCCUGCACUUGGAGGUGCUGGUUUCGGAGCAGCACGAGGUCAUCAACAACAUUGAGUACAACGUCCUGCAUACGCUUGAUUACGUGUCCCAGUCCAACGAGGAGGUGAAGAAAGCCCUGAAGUACGAGCGCCAGUCGCGGAUCUCGGCAGCACUGUCAGCGGUGCUGGGCCUCUGUGCCUGUUGCACGUGCUUAUCAUGCGUAGCCAGCACAGUGUAGUGAGACGGACAUGGACUCUGCAAGGGAAGGGGAUGGCUACUUACAUGCAGCUUGGCAGCAGCACGGCUCUUUGAGGGCAGUAAGUGUGGAUUAACCCCACAGACUCAUUGGAAGGGAGUCUCCCAUGAUUUGGAUGGAUUUGAAGGCAGGUUUUAUUGUGUCUUUCAUAUGAGGAAGGAUUUUACUGAGUGUUUUGUUAGGACACUGGCAAUCAAGCUCAUGUUUCCACUGUUCUUUGCUGAUGGCAUGUUCUAUCUUCAACAGUGUCCUUAAAACAUUUAAUAUAUGUUAAUAAGAAAGGCAUAUUUGAGUUUCUGAUCAAAUAUAACUUUUUUUUUAAAUACAACUUUGCAUAAAAAAGCCCCUGCUAAAACUUGCAUUGUAUCAUCGGUCAUUAUAAAGCACACAAAGAAACACAACAGCUGUUUCCCAGGUUGAUUAUAAUGCUCCUCCACCCAGGUUUAAAACCUUAAUCUCUGCACUUUGUCAAGUUUUUAUUACUUGGAUUUUAAUAUGGGAUUGACUCAGUGUUUGUCGUGUUUUGUUGUAAAACAAACAAGUGUUUAGAAUUGCAAAAUGCUUCCAGUCCUGGUGCCAUCGCUCUCCCAGUGGCUGCAAAUACCUACAGUAUGAAUGAAGUGUGUUGAUGUUUACGUAAGUAGUUUUUCUUUCAAACUCCUGUUAUAGGGCUGUGCUUUCCUUCACAUGUAUGUGUGUGGGUUUUUAAUCCUUUGCAAUUCCGUUUUUGUAGUUUUCUGGUGGAGCUGCCAUCAGGCACAAUUUCAGAUUUGGUUCUUUCAUUUGAUUCACUUUCUGUUUCCAUGAAACUUUCAAGAUUAAAAGAACCAAAACCAGCUGUUAUUAUGUUACCAGUAAUUUUGCAAUUGUCCAUUUAGUGCUCACUGACCAUUCAGGCUACCAAUAUUACAGCUCAAAAUUCAAGUUUUAUGUACCUAUUGAUUCAGUGUAGUGCAAAAGUAAUGCAUGUGAGCGCGUUGGCAAAAACUCUCAAGGCUAUUUUCCUAAGGAUCUGAUCUAAUCUAAUCUAGUCAUCUUCAUAAGAAUGCAGUCUAAUGUUAUUAGAGAGAGACAAGAGGUAUGUCUUCACUACCAACGUUAAAGCGCUGAUGCGGGUGUAGUCACUGCACCAGCGGUGGGAGAGAGCUCUCUCAGUGCUGUAAACCCGCCCCCGAGGGGAGUAGCUACCAGUGCUGGGAAUGUGGCACCCAGCGCUGGUGCACUAUCUACAUUGCCAUUUUAGAGUGCUGAAAUUUGCAUCGCUCAGGGGGGUGUUUUUUCACACCCCUAAGUGAGAAAGUUUCAGCGCUGUAAAGUGGUAGUGUAGACAAGGCCAAGGUGGGUGAGGUAAUAUCUUUUAUUGGACCAACUUCUGUGGGUGAGAGAGACCAGCUUUUGAGCUUACACAGAGCUCUUUUUCAACUCUGGGAAAGGUACUCAGAGUAUCACAGCUAAAGAGACGGCGGAACAGAUUGUUUAGUAUAAGUAGUUGUUUUUUUCUGCCCUUCUCCCCCCAUGACUGGAGGGGUAUUAAUGGGCCAUUUCACCUUGAAUGGUCCCUUGAAAUAUGUGUUAACUACUUAUGCUAAACAAGCUGUUCCACUUUCUAUGUAGCUGUUUUCCACUGAAUGCAUCCGAUGAAGUGAGCUGUAGCUCACGAAAACUUAUGCUCAAAUAAAUUGGUUAGUCUCUAAGGUGCCACAAGGACUCCUGUUCUUUUUGCGGAUACAGACUAACACGGCUGCUACUCUGAAACCUAUGUAGCUGUGACACUCUUUCCCAGACCUGCAGGAGAGCUCUUUGUGAGCUCAAAAACUUCUCUCCUACCAACAGAAGGAGAGAUAGAUAGAUAUUACCUCACCUACCAUGCCUUUCUCAUAUCCUGGGACCAACAUGGCCACAACAACACUGCUUACAGUCUGUUAUAACAUUCUAAGGGGAGUUUAUAUGCAAUAAAUCAGUUUUCAAAGGAAUAACUGAAUUAUGUGGUGAUGUCUUAAUUGAAAAUAUAUGUUGUCAGAAGCCACAUAGGCAAAGUUGAUGUGAACAGCAUAUGUAUCUGAAACUCUAACGAUAGUUUUCCAUAAACACUGCACAUGUAAAUAAUAUAAUGGGGAUUUUUGAUGGACUGUCUAAAUAGUGACAUUUCAGUAAAAUAGGGGCCACUUAAAGAUUCUCAGGAAUUUUUGGAGGAACAUCCAUUUAUGUAUUGGGCAUUUUCUUGUGUUGUAUCUAGACUAACUCUCCCAUCUUUGAGAUGAUAUUCUCUUGUAUUAGCCCUAAUAAAAACAUUGCUGUGA
Messenger RNA from Chelonia mydas (Green sea turtle), 3282 nucleotides. RefSeq names its product syntaxin-3. The record is from RefSeq and is a predicted model, not a curated record. Gene Ontology annotation, biological process: synaptic vesicle fusion to presynaptic active zone membrane; intracellular protein transport; exocytosis. Gene Ontology annotation, molecular function: SNARE binding; SNAP receptor activity. Bases 74 to 964 code for a protein of 296 amino acids. Lineage: Eukaryota; Metazoa; Chordata; Testudines; Cheloniidae. The transcript has a single exon. Gene Ontology annotation, cellular component: presynaptic active zone membrane; synaptic vesicle; plasma membrane.